AUGUCUCUUCUGAUCUGUAACCUCAUCACCAUCAUGAUUGUGCUUUAUCUCUUCCUUCUUCCCGGUGAGUGGCGAUGUGUGCUGCAGAUCUUUCAGCAGGGGUCACCGGAGCUCCGGUCCAAGACGCAGAACCUGGCCGUGGCAGCCUGCGAGGAAGGCAGCUGCUGGCAGCGUGCCUUGAAGAUCCUCGAGGAAGCCGUGGCCGGAGACGUGUACACUUAUUCGUCGGUGGUCGGAGCCUGCGCAAGAGCUGCCCAGUGGCAGGCUGCGCUGGCCACAUUUCAUGCGAUGAUGGGCGUGGCCGUGCAGCCGAACACAGUGACCUGCAACUCCCUGAUGGAUGCCUUAGCCAGUUCCAGCGGCCAGUGGCAGCGGGCCUUCGAGCUACUCUCCAUGCUGCCCCUGUUCGAGGUUCAGGCGGACGAAAUCACCUGGACCUCGGCAAUCAGAGCAUGUGAGACUUGCAACGAGUGGGUUUUGUCCCUGGCGGUGCUCGACCGAAUGCCGCUCUUGCGCAUAAUGCCGAACAUUGUCAGCUAUGGUUCCGCUGUGCGAGCUUGCCGUUGGAGCGACGCUUGGCCACUUGCUCUGGUUCUGGUGGAAAGGAUGCUGGCCCAGAGCAUCGAAGCAGAUUUGCUCUUCAGUAACACGCUUCUCAGCCUCCUGGCCAAGGCUGAGCAGUGGCUCUUGGCGACAGAUCUUCUGGCGUCCAUGGUUUCGGAGAAGAUGGAACCUGAUGAAACGACAUGGGCCACGGUCGCAGACGUGGGCAAGGAUGCAGAACCGGAGACACCUUUCCACUCUUAG
Messenger RNA from Symbiodinium natans, 807 nucleotides. Lineage: Eukaryota; Dinophyceae; Suessiales; Symbiodiniaceae. The record is from the annotation of a GenBank genome assembly.